UUCGGGCAUGCGUAGUGGUGGGGAUGGAGCGUGACGGUGCGCGAGCUGGGCGUCCUCGGGCGCCUGCGCGCCGCCCGUGACCCGGAAGCGCUCCGGCGGCGGCCCGUUGCGGUAGCGGAGGGGUUCUGCACGCUGACAGCCCCUCGGCUGCGCCGUUUCCAUUGCCGCCAUGUCCCGAGGUUCCAGCGCCGGCUUCGACCGUCACAUCACCAUCUUCUCGCCCGAGGGCCGCCUCUACCAAGUCGAGUAUGCUUUUAAGGCCAUAAACCAGGGCGGCCUUACUUCUGUAGCUGUUCGUGGGAAAGACUCUGCAGUAAUCGUAACGCAGAAGAAAGUACCUGACAAGUUACUGGAUUCCAACACGGUAACUCAUUUAUUCAGCAUUACUGAAAAUAUUGGCUGUGUGAUGACAGGAAUGACAGCUGACAGCAGAUCCCAGGUGCAGAGAGCCCGCUAUGAGGCUGCUAACUGGAAGUAUAAGUACGGCUAUGACAUCCCUGUGGAUAUGCUAUGUAAAAGGAUUGCAGAUAUUUCUCAGGUCUACACGCAAAAUGCUGAAAUGAGGCCUCUUGGUUGCUGUAUGAUUUUGAUUGGUAUUGAUGAAGAACAUGGCCCUCAGGUGUACAAGUGUGAUCCAGCAGGUUACUAUUGUGGAUUCAAGGCCACAGCUGCAGGAGUUAAACAGACAGAGUCGACCAGUUUUCUUGAAAAGAAAGUAAAGAAGAAAUUUGAUUGGACAUAUGAACAAACUGUAGAGACAGCAAUAACGUGCCUGUCUACAGUACUAUCCAUUGAUUUCAAACCUUCAGAAAUAGAAGUUGGUGUAGUUACGGUGGAAAAUCCGAAGUUCAGGAUCCUUACAGAAACAGAGAUUGACAUGCACCUUGUAGCUCUGGCAGAGAGAGACUAAAUAGCUUUCCUAUUUCCAUUGUCUGUGCUUCUGACCAGGGUAUUUGGUGAAAAGAAGACGCUUAAUAACGGCUUUAGAUUAUGGAAUGAAAACGAUGUUCACAAUACAAUGUAUUUUACUCUGUACAAAUAAAACAGAGGUUUUUGAAAUA
This is a messenger RNA of Numida meleagris (helmeted guineafowl), 1061 nucleotides long. RefSeq names its product proteasome subunit alpha 6 (gene PSMA6). The coding region runs from base 170 to 910 and encodes 246 amino acids. The record is from RefSeq and is a predicted model, not a curated record. The transcript has 7 exons. Lineage: Eukaryota; Metazoa; Chordata; Aves; Galliformes; Numididae. Gene Ontology annotation, biological process: ubiquitin-dependent protein catabolic process. Gene Ontology annotation, cellular component: proteasome core complex, alpha-subunit complex; proteasome core complex; nucleus.